Messenger RNA from Physcomitrium patens, 1319 nucleotides. RefSeq lists its product as uncharacterized. Lineage: Eukaryota; Viridiplantae; Streptophyta; Bryopsida; Funariales; Funariaceae. Gene Ontology annotation, cellular component: ribosome. Gene Ontology annotation, biological process: translation. The record is from RefSeq and is a predicted model, not a curated record. Gene Ontology annotation, molecular function: structural constituent of ribosome; mRNA binding.
UGCUCUGCUGUUGGGAUAUUAGAUUGCGCAGCAACAGCCUCACGAUUCCAUCGCUGCGUCCCCUGGCCCGCACUAUUUCCUUGCUGCGCUACCUUCUCUGCGUCUCAAUUGGUACUACUCUCUACUACUACUCGCUCUCCGCUGUUGCUGCAGGAAUCGGUCCCCUUCGUCGCUUCGCCUCGCACUGCCCUGGUCGCAAUUGCAAUGGCAGCCAUGGCUCAAGCUUCCUUGGUGAGUAAUCCUGGCAGUCUUGCCGCUUCCAGCUCCGUUGCUAGAAUUGGCGACAAUGUCGCUUCUGCUAGGUUACAAUUGGCAGCCUCUUCGCCCGUGUGUUUGCGCUCCAAGUAUCAGAAGAGGUCGUUGGUGGCUAGAGCGGCCAUGGCCACUGCCGAAUUGGAAGAACUUUUGGAGAAGGUGAAGGGGAUGACUCUGGCUGACGCCAAGAUCUUCACCGACCGGCUGCAGGAGGACCUCGGCAUCACUGCUAUGUCGUUCGCGCCUGGCGCCGCUGCGCCCGCUGCUGGCGGUGGUGGUGAUCAAGCCGCCGCUGCUGUGGAAGAGAAGACCGAAUUCAACUUGGUCAUGGAGGAGGUUCCCUCGUCCGCUAGGAUUGCUGUCAUCAAGGCCGUCAGGACCUUGACUUCUCUGGGAUUGAAGGAGGCGAAGGACAUGAUUGAAGGCUUGCCGAAGAAUGUGAAGGAGGGAAUUAGUAAAGAGGACGCUGAGGAAGCCAAGAAGGCCUUGGAGGCUGCCGGCGCCAAGUGCAGCAUCAAGUAAGGCGUGACAAGAAUUCGUUCAGAUAGAAGAUGUUUUGCAAGGAAUUUCGCCUAGUCCAUAACUCAAUGGCAAGUCUCUGCUCUCUCGAAUCUUUCUUGGAUUAGGUCACAUCUUUGCCAUUCCCCUAGGUUAGCAGCUUCUUAGGUUACUUGCCCUUGUUACAUUGUCAAAUUCUUUCCGAUGCCAAAUGCAGAUUAAUUAAUGGCCUUAUUAGAAUGCCAGCUUACUCUUCUACCAAGUUUUAUCCUGAAAAUUUUGAACUCUUGCCAUCUUCGUGUGAAUUACAUGAUAGUCUUUAGCCUCUAGUGUAUUCUUCUGGAAUCUCUUCCGAAGAAUGACCAAUAUCGUUUAUUCCUUCAUGGAUGAAUUCGUAGAUGAGGUUUUGUGGAGAACAGCCUACAUUCUUGUCAUUGUAUCGUAGGAAACUGGGAGUUCUGUUGUGACUUCACUGUCCUAAGCUAUAGAAGUCUAAUGCUUGAAUCCUGAAGGCGAUUCAUUAUGUGGGCAAAUGAAUAAUGUUAUUGCAGUUUGAUUUCCUUACA